AUGGGAAGAGCUGUAGUUUUAGGCUCAAAUGAUAUAUACAAAGAUUUAUUUCAAAAUUAUACGAAGGAGUUGAUUCCGACAUGGGAUGUUCCAACACCUCUCAAACUUCACAUCAAUGCUGCAUUAAUAUCAAUAGUGUCGUUUGUAGAACUCGAAGAAAAAAUUAUAACGACAAUGAGUUUUUCAUUAAACUGGAUGGAUCCUAGAUUAUCAUGGAAUCCAAUUGAAUAUAAUCAUAUUUAUUUGUUAACGUUACCGUCAUAUACUGUCUGGCUCCCGUAUCUGCACCUUUCUAAUAGUGUGAACGAUGUCAAACCCAUUGGACAGGAAGCAAACUUCUAUGCGAUUGUAACAGCCCCAGGAGCGGUUUAUUGGAACCCAGGUGGAGUAUUUGAGGCACAGUGUGCGCCUGAUGUAUCUAACUUUCCUUUCGAUACACAAUUCUGUUCGUUUACAAUCCUUAUGUGGGGUAUGCCAGCUAGCGAAGUGGACUACAUUAGUAAUUCCAAUGUUCCAGAUCUGACUUACUAUUAUCCCAAUUCUGAUUGGACUCUUACUGGCACACAACAGUCUGUAAUUAAGGGAAAUUAUUCGUCAACGUUUUUUGUCGGACUUUACAUUAAACGUAAACCAGCUUACUACGUCGUAACCGUAAUAUUACCCACAUUUAUGUUUUGUCUGAUAAAUCCACUAGUAUUCUGUCUCCCCGUGGAAUCAGGAGAGCGAAUUUCUUUAGGUAUGACAAUUCUACUGGCUUACGCUAUAUUUCUUACCAUAGUAUCGGAUUCAAUCCCAGCUAAAUCUGACCCUUUGUGUAUCCUUCUUCUAGUUCUUGUUUUAAUAAUGAUGAUAAGUGGUGCAAUUGUUAUUUUGACUAUUGUUAGUUCGUACUACUACUAUAUGGAAGAUAUAAGCCAUGCGAAUGCAUGUUUAAGGCGUUUAACAUUGCGAUUCAAACGAAAUCAGGUAGAGAAUUUCAAUGAGGAUGGAAACAAAAAAUCAAAUUUGAAUUCUCUGUCAGGUAAAACCAUGUCUAAAACCCUUGACAUUAUAUUUUGCAUCAUCUCUUUUGUUUCAUUUAUUGGAAUAUUGUCUGCAUAUUUUCUAUAUGUAUUGAUAGUAUAG
Molecule: messenger RNA, 1125 nt
Organism: Mytilus trossulus (common blue mussel)
Lineage: Eukaryota; Metazoa; Mollusca; Bivalvia; Mytilida; Mytilidae
Product: acetylcholine receptor subunit alpha-like
Exons: 1
Coding region: 1-1125 (374 amino acids)
Biological process (GO): chemical synaptic transmission; monoatomic ion transmembrane transport; regulation of membrane potential
Cellular component (GO): neuron projection; synapse; plasma membrane
Molecular function (GO): transmitter-gated monoatomic ion channel activity involved in regulation of postsynaptic membrane potential; transmembrane signaling receptor activity; excitatory extracellular ligand-gated monoatomic ion channel activity
Source: RefSeq, a predicted model, not a curated record